AAAUGGUAAGAAGAGGGAAAAAAUUAUGUGGCCCCGGAGCAGGCAAGAUAAAGCAGAUCGGGGCUUGCAAACCAAACAGCUCCCCAAAUCUGGAUCUCUGAGGCUCCAGGAGGUUGCCAGAAAAAAGAGGGAGCGAGAGAGAAAAGCGGAUGGAGGAGAAAAAAAGAAAAUCCCAGCUGUCAGGGCAGGUCGGCCUUCGACGGAGCAGAAAGUGGGCAGAUCCCGGAGGAGAGGAGCGAGGAGCAGCGGUGCGCUUUCGAAGGAGGGAUGCUGAGAGCUUUGCGCGCAGACUUGCUCCUUUCCUGGUCGGCGUCCUCAGGCGCAAUUUCCGCGCAGGAUCCCGAAGCGCGCUUGCAAAGGGCCGGCCGCCGUUUCCAGAGGGGAUCCAUGUUGCUGCUGCCGCCGCCGCUUCAUCCCCACCGCCCGGAGGAGGAAUUAAUCCAGAGGGAUAAAUCCAGAAUGUAAUGUGAUUUCUCCCCCUUUUAAGUUAGCCUUUGCAAAAAAAAAACCAAACCCCGAAACAGCAGCUGAGCCCAGGAAAAAAGAGCGAGACGAGGAGGGCGCCCGUCUCCCUCGCCAAAUAAUCCAACUUCUCCCCAACGCCGGGAGGCGGCGAGGCAAGGGGGGGGGUGAAUCCUGCCGGGCCUCAGCACCAAUCCGGAACGGAGCCCGGUCCUCCCGGCGCCUUGCAAAAGGCCUUCUCGCCGCUCCAGCCGCCGCCGCCUCCUCCCGCUCUCGGGCUGCCCAUCCAAGGAGGAGGGAGGGAAGGAAGGAAGGAGGGGGGGAGGAAACGCCUGGAUUCCUCUCGCCCCUUUCUUCUCCUGUAUUCUUCUUCUGCUGCUGCUGCUGCUUUAUGGCUUGCAGGGGGGCAUUUUGCAUGCAAAAGCCACCCAGCCCCCGCGCUCUCUCGUCUCUCUUUCCCCCAGCUUUUUUUCCCCCUUUCCCCCUCUUUGCACCAAAUGUUUGCAAGCAAAAAAAAAAAAAGGAGGAAUUUAAAGGGGGGCGGGGAGCGGGGGAGGGAAUCCUCACGCGCUCUCCGGGUUUAGGGGGAGGGGGCACUCCUACUCCUCCUCCUCUUCCCAUUUAAUUGACGUGGAGGGAUAUCCAAUGGCAGGCUGCGAGUGGUUGCUAACAAAAGGAGACGCUGCCCAAUCCAGAGAGAGGAAAGGGACGGGGGGAGGGGGUGUUUGGUGCGCAAUGUGCAAAAUGCAUGCGACCCAAAAGCGGAGAUGGGGGUGGGAUUGGAGGCUGGGCUGUUUCCUCCCCACCCCCCUUUAAAUCAGGUUUGGUGGACGCGUGCGUUUGGCACCGGUGGUGGAUUGAUUUGCGCUUCCCGGACGCCGGUCCUUCCCCCGCCCACCCCCAUGAAAAAGCAGCAGCAUGAUUUGGAGAUUGAAAGCCCUUUUUUUGCAAAGGAAAAGGGCCUCCUUCAUUGUUCCUUUCGUCUUGCAAACGGCGGUUUCUUCCUUUGCAGUGAAAUCGGGAAAGCCGUCCGCGUUUGCAAAGCGCGCUUCUGGCGCGCACCUUUGCGCAAACGCCACGCUGCCUGGUUUCCCGGCUCAGUCUCGCCCGAACCGCCCGUUGUUUGGUUGCUUGCUUCAAAGCAAAUAAAAAGUAGCGCAG
Messenger RNA from Podarcis lilfordi (Lilford's wall lizard), 1623 nucleotides. NCBI's taxonomy places the organism in Eukaryota, Metazoa, Chordata, Lepidosauria, Squamata, Lacertidae. The record is from the annotation of a GenBank genome assembly.